UGCUCUCCGCAGAUUCCCCUCCACUGGAGUCUGGGUUCGGUCAGAGGCAGAGUGUUAUUGCACACACUGUGUCCCAUUUCCAGCGGAGAUGGUGAAUGUCAGCUCUCAGAGUCAGGGAUGGGCGAUCCCAGCCAUUAGCAAUCCUCUUCAGUGAUUGUCAGCCUGGCAUCAGUGAUCACGUAACCAGGACUGGUGAUAUGCAGCAACUGCCCAUACAACCGCCCACUUCCUUCCAUGGCUUCAGAAAGGAAAUGGCUGCCUCCAUAUUCUGACUCUUCCAAGACUGGUGUAGCUGGGUGGCCUGUUCAAGAAGGCCUGGACAAACUGAGUUCUUGGUCCAUUCCUUCCUCCCAAACAUUGGUUCAAUUAUUGAAAAUCAGAGAGCAUGUCUGUCGUGUUAGUACAUGGCUCUGGGUGUCAGAUGUGGGAAUCCUGGGAAUCUUCCAAUCUCCCAGAUGGACACAUCUGCACCAGGUGCACCGAGAUGCAGCUUCUGACAGACCAUGGUAGGGAUCGGGAGCUGACGUUUGGUGACCUACAGUUUAUUAGGGUAAGUGAGCAGGAUAUAGAUAGAAGCUACAAGGUUCCCGAGGCUGCAGGAGUUAGAUAAGGGGGUGACUGUCAGGGAAGGGAUGGGAAGAGCUCAGAUAGUAGGGAGCACCCCUGUGACCACCCCCCUCAGUAAUCUUUAUGCUGUUGAGGGCGGUGACCUGACAGAGGAUGACCACGGCAUUCGGGUCUCUGGUACUGAGCCUGGUUCCGUAGUGCAGAGGGGAGAGAAGAUGAGGAAUGCAAUAGUCAUAGGGGAUUUCAUAGUGAGGGGAACAGACUGGAGGUUCCAUCAGCCUGAUAGAGAUACCUGCUUGGUGUGUUGCCUCCCAGGUGCCAGGGUACGAGAUGUAUCGGAUCGGGUGCAGAGUAUUCUGAAAGGAGAGGGUGAACAGCCAGGAGUCUUGAUACACAUUGGUACUGAUGACAUAGGUAGAAAAAGGGAGGAGGUUCUGAAGGAAGGAGAAUUCAGGGAGCUGGGUAGGAAGCUAAAAAGCAGGACCUCCAUGGUAGUAAUCUCAGGAUUACUGCCUGUGCCAUGUGCUAAUGAGGGCAGGAACAGUAUGAUCAGGUAUAUUAAUGCAUGGCUGAGAAACUAGUGUAAAGGGCAGGGCUUCGGGUUCCUGGAUCAUUGGGGCCUCUUCUGGGGGAGGUACAACCUGUACAAAAAUGUUAGGUUACACCUGAACCCAAAGGGGUCCAAUAUCCAAGCAGGCAGGUUCAAUAGAUCUGCUCAAGUGGGUUUGAACUAAUUUGGCAGGGGGAUGGGAACCGGAGUGAUAGGGUUGAAGGGGAAAACAGAAAUAAAUCAAAGAUGGCAUGUAACAGAGAUGAUAGAAAGGACAGGCAGGAGAUGAGGCGUAACCACAGCCAGUGGGGUUAGUUACCGGGCAACAGAGGCGUGGUGCAGUUAAAACAGAAAGCAACAAAUACUGCACUGAAAGUGUUAUAUUUGAAUGCACGCAGCAUAAGAAAUAAAAUGGACAAUCUUGAAAUUCAGCUACAGAUUGGCAAGUAUGAUGUUGUGGCCAUCUCUGAAACUUGGCUAAAUGAUGGCUUCCAAUAGGAGCUGAACAUCCAAGGAUAUGUGGUGUAUCGGAAAGAUAGGUUAGGAGGCAGAGGGCGUGGUGUGACCUUGUAUAUAAGAAAUAAUAUUAGAUCAUUAGAAAGGGAUGACAUAGGAUCGGAAGGUGUACAGUCUCUAUGGGUUGAGUUAAGAAAUAGCAAGUGUAAAAGGACCCUAAUGGCAGUUGUAUACAGGUGUCCAAACAGCAGUCAGGGUGUGGAUUACAAACUACAGCAGGAGAUAGAAAAGGCAUGUCAGAAAGGCAAUGUCAUAAUAAUCAUUGGGGAUUUUAACAUGAAAGUGGAUUGGGAAAAUCAGGUCAGUACUAGACCUCAAGAAGCCGGCUGGUGACAUUGUGGCAUCAGCGCUGGACUUCGGAUCGAGGUUCGAAUCCAGACGGCUCCCCGGCAGGUUUUCCAUCCAUGCUGGGUUGAACGAUGAGCUAGACACAUGACCUCGUAAAAAUAAGAAAACCUGCUAAAAAAAAAAAAACGCCGUCAUGAUGGCAACCCGAUGACUCCACGCAGAGUUAAGGGCUUUCUUCUUCACUGGACCUCAAGAGAGAGAAUUUGUAGAAUGUCUAAGGGAUGGCUUUUUAGAACAGCUUGUAAUUGAGCCUACUGAGGGAUCGGCUGUGCUGGAUUGGGUGUUGUGCAAUGAUCCAGAGGCUAAGGAACCCUUAGGGAACAGUGAUCACAAUAUGAUCAAAUUCAUUUUGAAAUUUGAGAAGGAGAAACUAAAUUCCAAUGUGUCAGUAUUUCAGUGGAAUAAAGGCAAUUACAAUGGCAUGAGAGGAGAACUGACCAAGGUUGACUGGAAAGGGACACUGGCAGGGAGGACAACAGAGCAGAAAUAGUGGGAGUUUCUGUGAAAAAUGAGGGAAGUGCAUGACAAAAGAUAUUCCAAAUAAGAAGAAAUUUUUGACUGGAAGAAGGACACUACCGUGGCUGACAAUCGAAGUCAGAGCCAAAAGCAAAAGAGAGGGCAUACAAGGAAGCCAGAGCUAGUGGGAAGAUGGAAGAUUGGGAAGUUUUUAAAAACUUUCAGAAGGAAAAUAAGAAGGUCAUUAGGAAGGAAAAGAUGAAUUAUGAAAGGAAGCUGGUGACUAAUAUCAAAAAAGAUACUAGAAGUUUUUUUUAAGUAUAUAAAGGGUAAAAGAGAGUUGAAGGUAAAUCUAGGACCAAUAGAAAAUGAUGCUGGAGAUAUUGUGAUGAGAGAUUCAAAGAUGGCAGAGAAACUGAAUGCAUAUUUUGCAUCAGUCUUCACAGUUGAAGACAUCUGCAGUAUAUCGGACAUUCAAGAGCUUCAGUGAAGUGAAGUAUUUGCAGUGAAAAUUACAACUGAGAAGGUGCUCAGGAAGCUUAAUGGUCUGAGGUUGGAUAAAUCUCCUGGACCUGAUGGAAUGCACCAAUGGGUUCUGAAGGAAGUAGCUGGAGAGAUUGCAGAGACAUUAAAGAUGAUCUUUCAAGAAUCGAUUGAUUCUGGCAUUGUCCCAGAUGUCUGGAAAAUUGCAAAUGUUACUCUGCUAUUUAAGAAGGGUGUGAGGCAGCAAAGUGGAAACUACAGACCUGUUAGCCUGACAUCAGUGGUUGGGAAGUUAUUGGAAUCGAUUGUUAGGGAUGAGAUUGCGGAAUACCGAGGGGCACAUGAAAAGAUAGACCAAAGCCAGCAUUUUUUAACUGAAAGAAAAUUCCUGCCUUACUAACCGACUGCAAUUUUUUGAGCAAAUGACAAGCAGAGUAGACAAAGGAGAUGCAGUAGAUGUGGUGUACUUGGAUUCUCAGAAGGCCUUUGACAAGGUACCUCACAUGAGGCUGCUUAGCAAGAUAGGAGCCCAUUGAAUUACAGGGGUGUUACUAGCAUGGGUGGAGCAUUGGCUGAUUGGCAGAAAACAGAGAGUGGGAGUAAAGAGAUCCCAUUCUGGUCUGCUGCCUGCCGGUUGUCAGUAGAGUUCCACAGGGUUGGUGUUGGGACUGCUGCUUUUUACGAUGUACUUUAAUGAUUUGGACUGUGAGAUUAAUGGAUUUGUGACUAAAUUUGCCGAUGAUACAAAGAUAGGAGGAGUGGGUAGUGUUGAGGAAACAGAGAGCCUGCAGAGAGACUUCGAUAGUAUCAGAUAAUAGACAAAUAAGUGGCAAGUGAGAUACAAUGUUGCAAAGUGUAUGGUCAUGCACUUUGGUUGAAGAAAUAAACGAGCAGACUAUUAUUUAGAUGGGGAGAGAAUUCAAAAUGCAGACAUGCAAAGGGAUUUGGGAGUCCUUGAGCAAGAUACCUUAAAGGUUAAUCAUCAGGUUGAGUCAGUGGUGAAGAAGGCGAAUGCAAUGUUGGCAUUCAUUUCUAGAGGUAUAGAGUAUACAUGCAGGGAUGUGGUGUUGUGGCUCUAUAAGGCACUUGUGAGACCACACCUGGAGUACUGUGUGCAGUUUUGGGCUCCUUAUUUUAGAAAGGAUAUACUGACAUUGGAGAGGAUUCAGAGAAGAUUCAUGAGAAUGAUUCCAGGAAUGAAAGGGUUACCAUAUCAGGAACAUCUGGCAGCUCUUGGGCUGUACUCCCUGGUAUUCAGGAGAAUGAGGGGGGAUCUCAUAGAAACAUUCCAAAUGUUAAAAGGCCUGAACAAAUUAGAUAUGGCAAAGUUAUUUCCCAUGGUAGGGGAAUCUAGGACAAGAGGGCACGUCUUCAAGAUUGAAGGUCGUCCAUUUAGGACAGAGAUUUGGAGAAAUUACUUUAGUCAGAAUGUGGUAGGACUGUGGAAUUUCUUGCAAUGAGUGGCUGUGGAGGCCAAGUCAUUGGGUGCAUUUAAUGCAGAGAUAGAUAGGUUCUUGAUUAGCCAGGGCUGAAAAAGGAUAUGGGGAGAAGGCAGGAGAGUGGAGAUGACUGGAAGAAUUUGAUCUGCCCAUGAUUGAAUGGCAGAACAGACUCGAAGGGUGAAUGGCCUACUUCUGCUCCUAUAUCUUAUGGUCUUAUAGUCUUAUUUAUAAUGAAGAUUAGUACAAUCAUCAGUUCAACAUCUUGUAACUUAGGGCAUAAUUUAGAUUUUAGUUGAAAGAUAUAAACAAGACCUAAGAGGCAGGAUUUUCUACAGAGGGAAUAUGGAACCAACUGCCAGAGGAAGAUGUAAAGAUGGGUACAAUUAUAUUUAAAAGACACUUGCCGUAGGCACAUGGAGGAGAAUAGUUUGGAGAUAUGUGGAUCAUAUGCAGACAAAUUGAACUGGGCACAUUACCUCACUGAUUUCCCAUGCAGAUUUCCUCACAGACAGGCCCCAGUUAGUAUGGAUUGGCAACAACAUCUCCUCCACAGUUCUGAUCAGCACAUUUACACCACAAGGCUGUGUGACCAUUAAAGAUAGGAGCAGAAUUAGGUGAUUUGGCCCAUUGAGUCUACUCUGGAAUUCCAUCAUUGUUAAUUUAUUCACCGUCUUGCCCCUCCCCGCUCUACUUGCUUUGUAACUGUGAUUGUGUGGAUAGCACAGCUCCAAUGCCAUGUUUAUGUUUGCUGAUGACAACACUGUCACUGGCUGUAUCAAAGGUGGUGAUGAAUUGGCAUAAAGUACAGGAGUGAGAUUGAAAAUCUGGUUGAGGGUUGCCACAACAACAACAUCUCAUUUAUCAUCAGCAAAGUGAAGGAGCUGAUUAUUGACUUUAGGAGGAGGAAGCUGGAGGUUCAUGAGCCAGUCCUCUUUAGGGGAUCGGAGGUGAAGGGGAUUUGCAACUUUAAAUUCCUUGGUGUUAAAAUGUCAGAGAUCUAUCUUAGGGCCAGCACACGUGCCAUCACAAAACACAGUGGAGAGAAUCCAGACUGGCUGCAUUAUGGCCUGAUGUGGAUAGGCUACAGAAAGAGGCGGAUGCAGCCCAUACGUCACCGGCAAAGCCCUCCCACCACUGACUACAUUUACAUGGAGCACUGUCAGAACAAAGCAGCAUCCAUCAAGGAUCAAAGACCCCACCAUCCAGGCCAUUCCCUCUUUGUGCUGCUGUUCUCAGACAGGAGAUUCAAGUGUCUUGGAUGCAACACCAUCAGGUUCAGGAACAGUUACUAACUUCCAACCUGAGGCUCACAAACCAGCAAUAUAACUCCCAUCGCCACUACUCUAAACUGAUUCUCUGACUUACAUUCACUUUUAAAUAGCCUUUAUAACUCAUGUUUUCAUUUUUGUGUUAUUUAUUGCACUAUUUCUCUUCUUUUGCUCUUUGGUUGCUUGUCAGUCUUUGUUUGAUUAUGGAUAGUGUUACGAAUGAGGAGCAACUCUGAUGGGCAGAAGGGUACAGAGUCGCCAAUGCCCGCCCCCACCCUUUUGAGAAUUGCAAAAUCGCUAUUAUUUCGGGUCUGACACCCAGGAAAUGAGAGAGAUACACAGCAUGUCAGUAAUGAGAGAGAAACAACGCAGAGAUACACAAAGGUGGAAUGUCUCCUAUUGACAAAGAGAGAGAUUACUGCUAUUGUCUCCUGGAGAAGGAAUUGUGUAUUGAGUACUGUACUAUUAAUUGAAACCCCUCAGGGGGUAACCAGAGUGGUCUGGUUGAGGGAUUGCAUCAUCCCAACCUGAUUGACAUCUGAGACCCCGUGAAUGGGGAUAAAAGUAGGGUCUGGGGAACACCCCUCAGACGCCCCAGCAGAGACGCUAUGAGACCGGUGGGGGCUUGUGUGUGUGUCCACCCUUGCCUGGGUGAUGAGUCCUCCAUGGAACGGUCUAGCAAAAGGAUGGAGGCGGAUCAAGAUUGCAAAAGGAAAGUCGGCAAGUUAAUAGUUGUUAUUCUCUCUCUCUUUCUCUCUCUCCAACAAUUGCAACACCACGAACAACUACUGCAGCCUGCAUGAACUGAACUGAACUUUAUAUUUCCAUCGGACAAUUCAUUAUUCCCUAGACAACAAUAGAGCUUAUUUCUUAUUGAUUAUUAUUAUACCAGCACUUUUAGGUUUAGUAUUGAUGACGUAUAUUAUCUGUAUAUUUGCAUUGAUAUUAUUUUUGUGUAUUUUUACUAAUAAAUACUGUUAAAAAUAGUAUCAUCAGACUUCAAUGGAUACUCUUAUCUUUGCUGGUAAGACACCCAGUUACGGGGUUCGUAACAACUUCGGGGCUCAUCCGGGAUUUGAUAACAAAUUGGAGGGCCAAUAAAUCGGUCUUUUAAGUCCAGACUUGAAUCUGGUUGUGCGGGUAACCAGAUGGGAAACCAGCAAAGAUGGACAUAGACGGAUUUACAAAAAACCCGACUCUGGAGGCGCUAGAGGAUGCCACAAAGUUGGACUUGAUAAAUAUUGCGAAAAGAUUAAAACUCACAGAGGUGAAGUUGUCAAUGGAAAAAGUGGGAGAUACAGAGGGCCAUAGCUCAGUACUAUGUUAAUAAGGAGGUGUUUUCAGCUGAGGUAGUGGAACCUACCCCUGAAAAGGUACCAGCUAGUGGGACGGUUCAGUUAGAGUUGGAAAAAUUAAGGUUGGAACAGAAGAAAAGGGAGUAUGAGCUCCAGCUAAAGGUGAAAAGGGAGUAUGAGCUCCAGCUAAAGGAGGAAGCAGCUGAAAAGGAGAAGGAAAGAGCUGAAAACCAGAGGGAGCAUGAACGUAGGUUAAAACAGCUGGAAACAGAGGAGAGGGAGCAUGAAAGAGCUGAAAGGGAGAAGGAGAAUGAGCUGGACAUGGAGAAGUUAAGGCAAGAGAGAAGGGUCCAAGGGGCGGUCUGAGAGGAGAGGUUUAAUGUUAGUAGGGAAUUUAGGUUAGUACCUCCGUUCAAGGAGAUGGAUGCUAAUAGUUAUUUCUUGCAUUUUGAAAAGGUGGCAGUGAAUCAGAAGUGGCCCAAAGAUCAAUGGGUGAUGUUGUUACAAAGUGUGUUAAAAGGGAAGGCACAACAGGCAUAUGCGGCAUUGUCUGUGGAGGAGGAGGAGUAUGAGAAUUACGAGGAAGUAAAACAGGCCAUUCUUUGGGCCUACGAAUUGGUACCUGAGGCAUAUAGACAAAAGUUCAGAGAUUUAAAGAAAGUGUGGAAUCAGACGUAUGCAGAGUUUGCCUAUGAGAAGGGUGUGCUCUUGGAUCGUUGGUGUGCGGCAGAAAGGGUGAAAGAGGAUAUUCGGCGUUUCAGGGAGUUAAUUCUGAUUGAGGAAUUUAAAGGUUGUGUUUUGGAUGAUAUCCGGAUGUAUUUGAAUGAGAAGCCGAAUAAGUCCAUAUCCAAAUUUGCCAGGUUCGCAGAUGAAUAUGCCCUAACUCACAAGACAAAGUUUUCCUCAAAUAAGAGUUACCAGAAAGACCGUAGGAACGGUAGAGAAAGACCGCCGGCUGAGGCAGAAAUUCAGCCGGGAGCUAGUGGUAAAAGUAAGGAGGAACGAAGGCAAGCUGGCAGGAGGGUUCCUGGCUUGACCUGUUUUAAUUGUGGAAAGGUGGGUCAUAUUGCAUCUAAGUGCUUUGCUCCGAGGAAGGAGACAGGAAAAGGGAAAGCAGCAGUCCCUACAGGAUGUAUUGUGUCAAUCUGCAAAUCGACAAGAAAGCCCCAGGUAGAUAGAAUACGAGAGGGGCGUGAGAAAUUUAUUUCAGAAGGGACCGUGUCUGUGAAAGAGGGAGAAACACCAGUUCCAGUGCGGAUCUGGAGAGAUACUGGAGCUGAGCAGUCAUUGAUUCUCGGUAAGGUACUAGAUUUUGGUCCUGAGACUGGAGAGGUAGUUCUGAGAGGCAAAGGAAAAGGGGAAGAAGUUGUGCCUUUGCAUGGGAUCAAUAUAAAUUGUGAUCUGGUAUCUGGACCAGUUGAAAUAGGGGUGCGAUCAGAAUUUCCGAGAGCUGGCGUGGACGUUCUUCUUGGUAACGAUUUAGCAGGUGGUGACGUUUGGUCAGCAAUGAAGCUGACGAGCCAGCCUGUAAGUGUUGAGGAACUGCCCCUAGGUUCCAAGAUCUAUCCCGCAUGCGCAACCACUCGCAGCAUGUUGAGAAAGGCAGCUGAGAAAGAGACCUGUUUAAAUCAGUCCAGAUUUUACUUAUAAAUUGUGAACUGAGACGUUUUUACCGACCCUGUACCAAGAGGGGUUAGAGGGUGCUAAAACGGAGAAUAGGGAGGUGAAAGAGAGUAAAAGAGAGGAGAUAGACCUACCCUUAGCCAGGAGAAAAUUUAUAAAGGCACGGAGUAAAAAUGAGAAACAGAUAAGGCUGUUAGAAGGUCCAGGGUUGGCCAUGGAUGAUCUGUCUGGCUUGACAGAACUGCUUGAAGAAGUUGAAAAUUUUAAAUGUGUUCCCGAUAAUGAAGUGAGGGCAGUCCUAGAUGAAAAGGAUGCCAUUACCUUGAAGGAGUCUGCUGGGUUGGCAGAUGAGGUUGUUUCAGCCCGCAGGGUUGAGUUUACUCCGGAAAGGAGUUGCCCAGAGAGUAACUGGGAGGAUCAGGGGAACUUAGAAUUUGAAAAGGGGACAGGUACUGAAAGCCUGGAAGAGGCAGAUGUCCCGUUUGAGUGUAUUCAAGAUGUGGAUGCACAUGGUACUGAACCUAGUAAUGAAACUCAGGAAAAGUCUGAAGUAUCUGAUUUGGUUGAAAAGGAACGCAGUCCUUUUGGGUCAGGUGGACUUGGUUCAGUGAAGAAAGGGUUAACCUUGGUACUAGUGGGAAGUGAGAAUUCCCAAUUGUUUGUGUUCGAAGAUGUGUUAAAAGUUAGUGAGGAGAUAAAAGGUGGUGAUGUGGAUAUUAUUAUUGAAGGAGAAGAGAAAAGUGUAGUUCCUAAAUUGAAUGAAGAAAAUUUAAAGUCUGGAUUGGUGUCAGAAGCGGUAACCAGGCUGAAGGAACAAUGGCUUGUUAACAAUGUGCCUGUGAAUCAAUUACAGGCUGAUUUGGAAUGUAAAGGUGCCCCACUCGCUAUUGUUAUUCAAGGGUGUGCUGUGAAGAGGCAGAAUUUGAAAUGUUGUUUGGACAAAGAGGGAUCCCUUGUAGAUGUUAAGCUGAAAAUUAAUAGAAUGAAGGGUCCUGAAGAUAAAACUAAUGACUUGCUUAAAAAUAAAGAAUUGUGUGAAAGUUCAGAAGAUGGGCUAAGUUUGGAAAACAUCGUUGAUAAAAUAACUCCUAUGAAAGGAGUAUGCAAAAGCCUAUUCCACACUGGUGAGCAAGCUAACCACAUGAGAGUUAAGUGGAAAAGGGGCGAAGAUUGACGAAAUGCCACUUUAAAAAACAGAAUCUGGUUUUAAGGGAUUUCGACAAAGCCUUUAAAUAAUAAUGACAACACCAUGGAAGAUUGACUGUUAAGUUUAAAAGUAAAAUAAAGAUUAGUAUUUGCUUAAACUUUUGUAAUGUACUACAGAAUAAUCACACAUGUAUUGGUUCACAUUUUGUACUAUAUACUUAAGAUCACAACCCUUUAGUUUUGUUUUGCUGAAGAAAAGGAAUAACAAAAUAAGUGGUUAUUGAAUUGGAGUCUGAUGCUACAGGAAUUUAUUAAGGUACAAGAUAUUAAGAUAUUAAAGGAAGUAACAAUGUAAUCGCUAACUGUUUAGAUGCUAAAUUGAAUGUAUAACUGUAUAACUCUGUUGUGAAAAACUCUUUUGUAUUGUGUUAGAUUCUGAAAUUCUGUAAGACUCUGUAUUAGUUAAUUUUUCCCUGUAGUAAAAAUUCUUAGAAGGAUGGGGAUGUUACGAAUGAGGAGCAACUCUGAUGGGCAGAAGGGUACAGAAUCGCCAAUGCCCGCUCCCCCCCCCCUUUUUGAGAAUCGCAAAAUCGCUAUUAUUUCGGGUCUGACACCCAGGAAAUGAGAGAGAUACACAGCAUGUCAGUAAUGAGAGAGAAACAACGCAGAGAUACACAAAGGUGGAAUGUCUCCUAUUGACAAAGAGAGAGAUUACUGCUAUUGUCUCCUGGAGAAGGAAUUGUGUAUUGAGUACUGUUCUAUUUAUUGAAACCCCUCAGGGGGCAACCAGAGUGGCCUAGUUGAGGGAUUGCAUCAUUCCAACCUGAUUGACAUCUGAGACCCCGUGAGUGGGGAUAAAAGUAGGCUCUGGGGAACACCCCUCAGAUGCCCCAGCAGAGACGCUACGAGACUGGUGGGGGCUUGUGUGUGUGUCCACCCUUGCCUGGGUGACGAGUCCUCCAUGGAACGGUCUAGCAAAAGGACGGAGGCGGAUCAAGAUUGCAAAAGGAAAGUCGGCAAGUUAAUAGUUGUUAUUCUCUCUCUCUUUCUCUCUCUCCAACAAUUGCAACACCACGAACAACAACUACUGCAGCCUGCAUGAACUGAACUGAACUUUAUAUUUCCAUCGGACAAUUCAUUAUCCCCUAGACAACAAUAGAGCUUAUUUCUUAUUGAUUAUUAUUAUACCCGCACUUUUGGAUUUAGUAUUGAUGAUGUAUAUUAUCUGUAUAUUUGCAUUGAUAUUAUUUUCAUGUAUUUUUACUAAU
Messenger RNA from Hypanus sabinus (Atlantic stingray), 10962 nucleotides. RefSeq lists its product as uncharacterized. NCBI's taxonomy places the organism in Eukaryota, Metazoa, Chordata, Chondrichthyes, Myliobatiformes, Dasyatidae. The record is from RefSeq and is a predicted model, not a curated record. The coding region runs from base 8763 to 9722 and encodes 319 amino acids. Gene Ontology annotation, molecular function: nucleic acid binding; zinc ion binding. The transcript is spliced from 4 exons.